Xylona heveae TC161 is the source of this 1464-nucleotide messenger RNA. RefSeq lists its product as hypothetical. Bases 208 to 999 code for a protein of 263 amino acids. The record is from RefSeq and is a predicted model, not a curated record. Lineage: Eukaryota; Fungi; Ascomycota; Xylonomycetes; Xylonales; Xylonaceae. The transcript is spliced from 3 exons.
GAGCCAGGCAUAGUCAAUAUUGCCAACAGACACUAUUUUGGCCAAGACGCUUUUCAAGACCGACUCUCAUAACUCUCAGCCCCAAAAUGAUAUAUAUAAACCCCGGCCUGGGCCCUCUCUUUCUCAUUCUCUCCUUUCUUACGGACGACCUCUGAGCUUCCGUGAUUCUCAAUCGUUCCCCGACACAGCUCAUUCAUUGAACCAAACAUGGCCGGUGUAAAGCCUCAAGCCAGCAUCACCCUGUACCGUGGCUGGACCGGGUCAGGAUACUACGUCUGGUCGCCAUUCGUGACGAAGCUCGAAGCGCGACUCCGUUUUGGUGGGCUGUCAUAUAAAUGCGACGGCGGAUCACCGAUGAAAGCACCACGCGGCAAGAUCCCGUACGUUGCCAUUGAGAACGAGAAGUCAUCUGCCCCGACGUUACUAUGCGAUACGACGCUCAUUACCGACCGACUCGCCGAGGAGGGUAUGCUGGGGGACCUCAAUGCCAAGCUGAGCCCGACAGAAAAGGCGCAGGACUUGGCGUUUACCGCGCUAUUAGAGGAUAAGCUAUAUUUUUACCAGCUCUACGAGCGAUGGCAAGAAAACUACUACACCAUGCGCCCGGGUGUGCUCCAGGCCCUGCCGUACCCCAUGCAGCUCAUUGUCGGAUUAAUCGCGUAUCGCAAGGUCAUGCAAACGCUACAUGGACAGGGCACGUCGCGUUUCACACCCGAGGAAAUUGACGUUUUCCGGCGAAAAGUAUGGGAGAAUGUCAAUGCGCUUCUCGUCACCUCAAAGGCAAAGGCAAAGGCCGGCGAUGCUUCGACCUUUUGGGCGCUAGGAGGAACUGGGCCGUCAGAGUUUGACGCCACGCUCUUUGGAUUUAUCGCUUCGGCGCUCGUUUGUCCUGCAGGGCCAGAGUCUCAAAAAGUCAUCCGAAGCUUUCCAGUGGUUGUGGAGUAUGCGAAACGGAUCCACGAUCGAUAUUUUCCUGAUUAUGAGCUUUGGAAAGAGUAGUAUAAUUUUACAACGUCUUUGAUUGUAACUAUAAUCCGCAAUCCAGUGUGUAUGAUACAUUGACGACUCGAUUGUGGUGAAAAAGCGACAUAGCAAUUACUACUGGCUAAGAAUCACCAAGCCGUUCUUCUGUAAAAAGUAGAGAAAUAUCGAUCAACUGGUAUAUAAUUUUCCUCUAGUCGCGAUAUCAUCUAAUUCUACAUCUAAUCAAUUAUCAAAGGUAUACAAAAUGGCAAGAUCAGACCACAAGGCCGUGUCCGUGAGAGGCCUUGUGCAAGUGAUGCUCGACAUGCUUGGCAUGAUUCAUUCCCUUGGGGUGGAAGUUGAUGUCGUCCACCGGGAUAAAAGUGUCUGGGUCAUCGGACAUUUCGAUAUUCUCAAUCUCCCAACCGUUAUAGUCUCCAAGACUGCGCUUGGCUGGGCCAGGGCCACCGACGAAAUCGACCUUGCAACGAUUGUAUCCGG